Molecule: messenger RNA, 281 nt
Organism: Suillus clintonianus
Lineage: Eukaryota; Fungi; Basidiomycota; Agaricomycetes; Boletales; Suillaceae
Exons: 5
Coding region: 16-237 (73 amino acids)
Source: RefSeq, a predicted model, not a curated record
CUUCGAGCUCGAGCCAUGCUGAUCCAAGUCGUUGCCUACUCUUCGCAGGUUUAUGUGAGUGUCUUGAUCCUCCUUCGAGCUCGGGCCAUGCUGAUCCAAGUCGUUGCCCACUCUUCGCAGGCUGUCGAGCCAUACUUACUGAAGACAUCGCCCACCCGUUCACAGAGUAUUGUGAGCACAUCAAUCCUCUGUCGAUCUCCAACAUUGCUGAUCCGUGAAAUUGCUAAUCCACAUUGACAGUAUGUGAGUUCAGUGGUUUAGUCCUCCGUGGAGCUCGAGCU